Homalodisca vitripennis (glassy-winged sharpshooter) is the source of this 8620-nucleotide messenger RNA. It is a transcript of the gene mim, whose product is annotated as protein MTSS 2. Gene Ontology annotation, cellular component: actin cytoskeleton; cytoplasmic side of plasma membrane. Gene Ontology annotation, biological process: plasma membrane organization; cell projection assembly. Lineage: Eukaryota; Metazoa; Arthropoda; Insecta; Hemiptera; Cicadellidae. Gene Ontology annotation, molecular function: phospholipid binding; actin binding. The record is from RefSeq and is a predicted model, not a curated record.
GAAGGGGAACGUAAUGAUUGUGUGAGUGAAGGAAGAGUGUUGUUGUUGGAGUAGUGUGGUCUGUGGUUUUGUUAAAAUCGGUAGCAAUGUGGUAUUUUGUUUACAGUGAAGUGAAGUAGAAUAUAAUUAAUGGUUUUAUUCUGUGGUAAAUAAUUUGGUUUUGUGAAAUUGUCUGAGUGUUUAUGAAUCUUGUUUCUGUAUCAAAACCUAAUAAACUUUGUUUAUAGUCCAUGUUCUUUUCACGGUCAUUUGGUACUGAUCAGAAAACUGGUGGAAAUUUGGUGUUCACUAAACCGUCAUAGCUUUAUUAUUUUCAUUUUAUCCAUAGGAUUCCUAAGUGAUACGCUAAUUAGAAAUAAUUUUACUAAAAACUCGUGCUCUUGCUAGUCUUAACUGUGUUCAAUUAGAUAUCGAGUUCAAGUUCAUUAUUGAUUUUUCAUUAGUAAUGUGACAGGAUUAAUAUUGUGUACUCUUAGUAACUUUUUGUUGGUAUAUUAUAAUAAAAGGAUCAGGUUAACUUUAUCUGUAGGCCUAUGUUCAAAAAUCAAUAAUGGAGGGCAAUGCUGAGAGAGAAUGCAGUGCUCUUGGAGGACUGUUUCAACAAAUCAUACAAGACAUGAAGAAUGGGACGCCGCUGUGGGAGGACUUGGUGGUCAAAGCCACCAAACUGCACACCUGCCUUAGGGCGACGAUCGCGGCGAUAUCUGCAUAUCUGGACGCGUUCCAAAAGAUAGCAGAUGCGGCGACAAACACCAGAGGCGCCACAAAGGAAAUAGGCACAGCCCUGACCAGGAUUUGCCUAAGACACAAGGCCGUGGAGGCAAGGAUGAAGACUUUUUCAAGUGCAAUAAUGGACUGCCUGGUGGUGCCUCUCCAAGAGAAAAUAGAAGACUGGAAGAAAGCUGUGAUCAAUUUAGAUAAAGACCAUGCCAAAGAUUACAAGCGGGCACGCACAGAAUUAAAGAAGCGCUCAACAGACACGCUGCGACUGCAGAAAAAAGCACGCAAAGGUGGGAAGGGCGGGGAGCUCCAGCGCAAGGUGGAGAGUUGCCUGCAGGAUGUGACAGAGCGCCGGUACAUUCUGGAAGAGACAGAGAAGCGAGCAGUGCGUGCUGCUCUCAUUGAGGAGCGCAGUCGAUUCUGCGUCUUUGUUGCUUUCCUCAAGCCAGUUGUUGAUGAGGAAGUUGCGAUGUUGUCAGAACUAUCCCACCUGCAGGAGGUGGUGGACCAGUUGGAGAAACACACAGCAGACCCUUACACCCUCCCUCCCGCCAGUGAACAGGUGAUAGCGGAUUUGAAAAGCACAGACAACAACUGGACAUUCACGACGCCACCCAGCAGUCCCAGUUCACUCGGUUCACGCAAGUCGUCCAUGUGCAGUAUCAGUUCACUCAACAGCUCAUCGAGCGGCAGCAGUAAGAGUCACCACUCUCCGAACCACCACUACUGGCACCGUUCCCUCUCACAGCGUCCCACCCCACCUGGCACAUUGAGGCUCAGCUCGGUAUCUUCCCAGGACUCGGGCUUCACUUCCCAGGAUGUCCUCUACCCCAGACCUCAGGUGUCAAACAUGUGUGAACACAGUGGAGGCAGCAAUGCUAGCACCCCCGUGGGGACCAACAAUGGAGCUCUGCCCAACCCCACAGCCACCUGGCCCAACCUCCAGGAGACCCUACAGUUCGAGCGUGCAGCUACAGCUAUCAUGAAUGAGAGGCCCCACACCAUCUCCACAGCGUACGAGAGGGGACACCAGCGGCCUGCUCUGACAGUCUAUACCUUCCAUGCACCAGAGGGGUGCCAGUCGCAACCCAGCAGCCCCACUCCCCAGCCAACUCCCCACUCAAACCCUCGCCCGCCUAUUCCCCAGCGCUGCUCGUCUCUGGAACGCCCCUCCGUCCCCGCCAAGUCUGGACUGGCCUUGUACUCUGAACCUGCUGAACAGAACCCGGAUACUAAUUCAAUGCAGCCAAUGUAUGUGAACAUGCACGAGUUGGCAAGCAUGGCAGCUUCCAAAGCUCAAGAAAUGGCAUUUCCCCCUCCACCACCAGAACUGACAACAUCAACGGAACCUCAUCCUGAAAAGACUGAAGGCCAGGAGAAGGAUGGCAGCACCAGUGAGAGCUCACUGGAGUCCAGCAGUGGCUAUGGCAGCCAGACCAUGCCUGGAACUGUGGAUGAUAACACAGCACACACAGAAGACCUGAGUAGUGAUUUGGCCGCUAACAAGUAUUGCACGCUCCCCCGGACUAACCCUGAUCUCCGCAGACGCCCUUUCUCCACUGCAGGCUACCCAAGUGGCACUAUGCGUAACACACUGCUCCGCCGAGGAUCUAUGCAGCAGCAGAAACCUCCACCACCGAUACGAAGGACAUCUUCUAUAUCUCGUGGCGUUUCUUCGGUGUUACCAGGGAAUAACAAUGGAGGGGGGAGCUUAGAGCAUCUCCCACCUCCUCCACCAUUCUUGUUGGAGGGGGGAGCCACACGCAACGUUAACACCAACAAUGUGGCCGACAUACAGCGCAACAUAGCAGCAGAGAUACAAAAGAGAAAUGCCAUCGGGAAUGUAUCUGAAUAUCAGCGAACGGCAGCUUUGGGCAUUGCAGCAGAACUGCAGCGGAAAGUGGCACAGUUGGGGAAGACGACAGAGCCGAUAUAUGCGGAGAGGAAGGUGAUCGUAAAGGAGUCUGGAAGUGGAAUCAGUGUGGCCGAAACUGUCCGAACACUGACGGAAUUGAAACAUCAGCCGGCCAGCCCGGUGUCGGUGAGGCGUACUCACAGCGUGCGCUCACAGAGCUGUGAUCGGCGCGUGGAGACUGGACUUAUUGCGACUUUGAGUGCCAAGCUGGCCCCCACACUCUCUCCACGUCACUCACGUCGCCACUCACAAGAGACGGGAUAUAUCAGUGCAGCCAACCGCGCAAACCGUGUGCGCCAAUGGAUCGCCGUGCGCACUGUCCCCGAUCCCACAAUCUGCCAUGACUCUCUCAUGGACCAGAUAAAGCGUGGGACUUCCCUCAAGAAAACACGAGCCGUCAAUGAUCGCUCGGCUCCUAGGAUACAUUAACUGUGAUGGUAUCUGUCUAUUGAUGUGUUCUAUGUCACAGUGUCUUGUUUACAACUUUCCCUAUGUUGUGUUUCCACAGAAUAUACUAAACCUCAAGCCAAAAUCUCUGAACCAAGUCUUGAUGGUGUGAUAAUGAGGAUAUUGAUUUUUUUACCAGCAAUAAUUAACAAUAUGCUUCCUUUAAAAAAAUCUAAAUGAAAUAGAAAAAAUAUUAAUGAAAUAUAUGAGAUUUUUUCAAAAAUAACCUCAUUUGACAAUCAUUAGGAAAAUCAGAGUAUCGUUUUGGAAAGGAACUUCUUUAAGUCUACACUAUAUAGAUAUUCACUUUAAAAUGUAAACAAUGUUGAGUUUAAAUUGCAAUCAUUAUUAAGGAACAACAAAAGAGAGGGCAGAAAACCAUCAAGAUUUGUAUGAUGGAAACAAAUUUCUGCUGCAUUUGAUUUCAAGCAGCUCCUUGAUCUUGUUGAAAUCAUUAUACAAAUCUCUGUAGUACAUCUGUCCAUAUUUAUAAUGUGCAUUCUGCUAAAAAAUAGUAAGUGGACAUGAUAACAUCCUAAAUGUCAUUGAUGUUGAAGUGUUCUCUUACAGUGUACAAUCUAAUUGUUCUGUAACCCACAACCGUGCACUGAGGGACUUUUUCUCUCUGCAAAUCUUUGUUGUGUUUAUCCAAUCUCUGUUUGGUGCAAAAUAUGUAACAUACUUUGUUUUCUAUUCAUUGAGGCCAGUUUUACACAAGUUUGGGUGAAGUAUGUCUGGAACAAUUACCAAUUAAUUUUUGUAUGUUAACUGUAUCCAAUUAAUUCCUUUAAAAUUUGUAUUCUAAUUCAAUAUUGAUGUAAAAUUUCUCUAAAUUACUCAGAUAUUAUUAUUCAAUUCUUUAAAAAAAGGAGGUUUGUUUCUUUUUGUUACUAAUUUAAUGUUACAAAUAUCACAAGUUUCUACAAGUAUUUGUAUUUAUUUACUAGCCAGCUGUUAGAAUUAAAAUUUUCUACAGGGUGGUCACCAAUAUCAUUCUGUUCUCUGCUCAAAGUAACUAACUAACUUAUUGCUUAGGACAAGCUUAGAACAAGGAUUGAUUUGAAAAGGGCAGUUUAUAUCAGAGUGCAAUGCUAUCCAUCUGCUUUAUUUGAAGUAAACAGAGGCAUUUUUUUUUACAUAGCAGUGUUUAACUUCAUGCAUGAAGUGAUUCUUUAGGUCGGUGCGAAAUUAAAAUACAAACAUAAAUUAGCUUUUUAUGCUAAAUCAGAUCUGUAAUGUAAUAAUGAGUGCAAUUAUUCAUGCUGUACAACAUGUUUAUAUAAUUGCAUACAUUGUUAAAGCAUUGAUACGUAAAUAGUGACGUAACAUUGUUUUGAGUUAAUUAUUAGUAUCUAUUUAGAUCUAGUUCACUCCAGUGCAAUCUGAAAUAAAACAACAGAAUUUUGUGUAAGUGUAGAAUAGAGUAGCUACAUUCAAAAAUUUGAUUAAAAAAAAUAUUAAAAUGUAUAAAAAUACAAGAAAAGAUUGGUUUACUUAGAUUUAGGUGUAAGAUGAAUAUUUCUUUAAUUUCAUAUGCCUGAUGAGGCAUAAUUUGGGAGUAAAUUAAAAUUGGGCAAAUGAACAGAUGUUAUUUACAUUUUUAUUCACGUUUGACAAUAGCGGAAAGAACAAUAUCAAUAAAUGAACACAUAACCCGUGCAAUACACAUAGAAUUCUACUGGUAUAUCAUCUUAUAUAUAAAAUAUAAAUCCAUAAGGUUCAAUCCACAACAAUUCUGAUUUUUUCAAUUAAACUAGAAAACUUAGUGUGGAUUAGUUAAAACAGAAUGUAAUAAUAGUUUAUAUUUAUAACCUGAACUUGAGUAGAAUUUACUAUAUCUAGUGUUUUAAAAAUAAGGUGACAUAACUGGAAUUAAAAAGCUCAUCUUUAUAAUAACUUUCUAUUGGAACAAAAAUGAUAACAUAUUGUUGGCUAGGAAAUGAAUGCAAAUAUCUUAAAUAGUAUAUUACCUCAUGUAUAAUUAUUAUACAAGACUUCUUAAUGUAGCUGAAAUUCUUCUUUGUUCCACCUCAAAACAAUCUGAACCUAUUCAUUUAUUAUAGUAUUAUACCACUUCUAAGUAAAAUCAAAUUAUCAUAGUUUUAUUUCUUUAAUACAUAUUCCUUUUUGAAGAUUAGGUUUUUUAUGGGUAUUUGUAAUAAUGUUUAAAUAUGUGUUUUGUUGUUUAUGGAAGGGAUUGUACCAUUACAGUGAGCAUUAUACAGCAUUAACUGGCAACUAUCAGAAGCAGCUAUUACAUUUGUUUUCGUUUCAACUGGCAUCUGUUAUCUAGCAUUGAUUGCAGUUCAAUGCAGCUGUACUUUAAAAAAGCACAAUUUUAAGCACAGUUGGAAUUUUUCUAUGCUAAACGUUUUGGAAUACGCCAUGUAAGAAGGUAAAAAGAAUCGGCACACUAUGUGAAAAGAAUUAGAUUUUUUAGCUUGUACUUUUCUGAACGUUAUAUUAAAAGGAAGUUUUUUAUGUGGGAAAGUGUUAAAAUUCAAACUGUGUUUUCAAGUGUGAACGGUUAAUACUAUAAAAGCCGAAUGUAAUGUAAGUUACUUGAAUUUCUUGAUCCAUAAUCAUAAUAUCCAAAAUGACUGAUGUAUGUGUCAAAGCAUUGGGGGUUGUCUUAGAGUAGAAAUAUAAGGUAAAGUGUAGUACAUAUUUUUUACAUGAAACGAGACCUCUUCCGAUGUUGCCAAGGAAGUGAGCGUUGCUGCGUGUUUGUAAGAGCUUACCUGGCCUAACCUAACAUGUUGUUGUUACUCUCUCCAUGUGUUGUUGAUAUCACUUCUAGAGAUAGCUAUUUUUUUAACUAACUUCUACUUGACAGUCGAACCGUCUUUUGUAUAUUUUCUGACAGUUUGUACACGUCAACGUCAGUAAUCACUUAAGGGCUUGAUGUAUUAGUGAAGCGUUAAAAAUCAUUUUUGUACACGCUUGUACAAUGUUGCGAUUUUGAAUACUGUAGUCUUCUGGUCUUGAAUAAAUGGCUCAAACUUUGAAUAGGUUUUCCGAGUGCUAAAGACACAGCUGGUUGUCUGAAUGGCGAUAUAGUCGGUUAUCAUUUUUGCUUGUUUUUGUUGGAUAUUCGUGGUAAAUUAGGAGAAAGGAGACGUAGGGAAUGUGCACCAAAGCUGUUUUAAUAUUGUUUAAACGUUUAGUGACGUACUUUUAGUGCAUUCCAAUAUAAUCAGUUGCAGUGCACAAAGCUAGUUAAUAGUAGCUGUACACUGUUUAACUUUACUUUCAGGUAAAAGAGCCACUGUAGACCGUUUUAUCAUGAUAUGUUUAAUGUUUAUUGUUAUAUUUUUUUUGGGAUGGACCUUGUAAAGAUGUAUCUUCAAUUGUACCUCCCGUCAUUGUUAUUUUCCUGGUGAGUAAGCUAGCUCCUAAUUGUAUAUUUAUUCCAUGAGACUAAUGAAAGGGAUGAUUAUUUAUUGUUGUUGUUAUCUACUGUAAAUAUUGUACUGCAUUUAACACGAUGCACAUGAUGAAUUGUAUUUAUGUGUUAUUGGCAUUUUUUAUCAGCUACAACUGUUUUAUAUUAAGUGAGAUCUCUAUAAUGUCCAAAGCUAACUUAUGUCUAAGCUGCAGUGUUGUAUAGAUUAAGAGUAGUUUAGGGGUUCAACUGUCAUCAAGGCUAAGCGAGAGGAGUGGAUUACUGUUAUUGAUUUGCCAGUCCCCAAAGUCUUAAACAUUUUUUUAAGCAUUUUGUUUCUACAAUUGCUCAUUGGUGAGCUUGAAUUAAUGAUUUUUAUGUUAAAAGUUUAUCUAAAGUGAAUGUUUUCUUACCAUUAAUUUUCUGCUGGAACAAGCUCUUUUAACUCUUUCUACUCUACUGUUAAACGGGUCAUGUUUCUGCUAGAAAGGUGCUUGAAUGUAACAUUCUGCUGUUGACCUUGUGUUUGUCAAGGACAAGCUUUUUAAAUUUUUUUAUUACUAAAUCAAUUAUUAAUUUCUGAAUGAUAUUGCUUCUACUGUUAUGUUUCUCAAUAGGAUUCAAAAGUGUCUGAUUUAAAGAAAAAAACAAGAAGUCUUGGUCAUCAUUGCACGUUUUUUAAGUGGGCAAUUUUUUUAAAUUUCAGGUAUCAUUUAUCAUUAUGUACACACAGUAUGUUUUUGUUAUUUUUUUACAAACACUAAUGGUUUAUUUUACCUGUGUGAAGUCUUACACUUAAAAGAAGUAGUUUACAUUUUAAAUAAUAUUAUGAAGAAACGAUUAGAUUCUCUGUAAUUUUUCACUUCAAAACAUAAAGUGUAACUUGUAAUUUUAUAAUCGAAUUUACAUUAUAAAUCCAUUGCACUUUAAAAAUACUAAUCUUUUGGGUAUUUUGUAUAAAAAUAUACUGAGUUAGCUAAAGUCUCAAAAAGUUAUUAAAUAUGAAUUUCAUGAUUCUUGCACCUGGCUCAAAUUCUUUAAUAAUAUAGAUCCAGUGUGUGUUUUUGGGUAAAUUUAAAUUCAAUUAGUAGUAAGUAACAACUAUGGUGAUACUUGUAUGAAGGGUGAAACAUUUAAAAUAUAAUUGAUCAAGGGCCAGGGGACCAGUUAGGCACAUGAAUAUCAGUAGUCCUCACCCGAUGAGCUAGCGCAAGCUGUAUAUUGGUGUACAUAUUUCGAUGAGGAUUGUGAAGUUCCAGUAGUGAAGUGUUGGCUCAGGCUGCAGUGUUCUAUAGUUCCUGUUGUCUUUGUAUAUAGAAUGUUGUAUUUACUGUGUACGGCCAUGUCACUGGCUACGCUUAGUUUUUUGCUCCUCUGGAUGCUGCUCACUUUUUAUUGAUUCGUAUUCGGGAAGAUCAUGUUACCUUCGGUAAACUCAGUUUCCUCAUUAUUUCUUGUUUUAUUUGUGAAAAAAUAAUGUAAAAUAAGCUUUUGAAUAUAAAAAUAUAUCUGCUUGUACCAUGUAUUCGGCAAUAGCAGCGAAAGGUAUUAAACUUUUAUACAGUUUGAAUCGUAAUAAACAUGUAACUAAGGGAAAAUAUUACGUAUGUAAUCUUGUUUAUUUCUAUACUAUGACAUAUUCUCACAUUUAGUUUUCUCUGCUAGUUCUUUUAAGUAAUAUCUUUAAGGUCAUAAUUUCUCCAAUGGUUUGAACCACUAAAAAAUUUAAGUAGUAACAGAAAGUAAAUUAGGAAAUAUACUUGGUUUUAAAAUUUGACUUGAGAUCUUUUUAUGUUGUAAAAAGCCACUCUACAAGUUUAAAUAUAUUGCUUCUUUUGUUAACUUAUUAUACAAGGGAAUGGAAACUGCCGUAAUAUUAUAUUAACAAAUUAGUUCUAUAGGUUCAUAUAUAGUUUAAAUUCUGUUACCUCCCGGUAUAGAAUGAUAUUUUUUAUAAAAAUAUUUGUAUCGUUUAUUGCAGCAUUCUUUUGUCUAUAAAGCGUAAUUGUGUUAGAGUGUACGGAGGAUGCGUGUUUAUAUGGGAAAUUGUUUGACUCAAAGUAUUUAUUACACUUGGGUUAGAAACCCCCUAACAUGUUUCGAAAGUCCUUGCAUUCAUCAUGUAUCAAUAAAAUAUUAUAUACUCAAAAGUA